UCAUAUCAAAGGCGCAUGGUAUCGUCUCCAAAAGUCACCGACGCUCCUUCAGAUCUAGCAAAGCCCAAGCCGACUCGCCAAGACCCACCUUGCCCCUUGGCUGAGCUGGUCCAGUACGACUGCCGCAUCUCAGUACAGAGGCUGCCCGAGGGAAACGUAGAGGAGUGCAUCGUCUGCGAGGAAGUGCCCCGGAUAUUCAGAUUGUGUCCCGGACGACCCUCUGUGGAAGUAACGCGUACUGUCAAGUUUGACUCGCAAGGACGCGCAUACGAGCCACGUCGCCCUUUAGCCUAGCCUGGAAGCAGCACUCAAGCAGCAUAUCCCAUGACGGGCGAGUCAUCAGAGAUGUCAUCCACUAGCUCUGCAGGUCCUCUGCGAUUGACGCUCAUCGCCGCCCUGUCCCCGUCCAAUGGGCUGGGCGUAUCAGGCGGGCUAGCCUGGUCACUCAAGGGCGAGAUGGCCUACUUUCGCAAAGCCACUUCCUUUGUCCCUCCUUCAUCCCAUCCUGCUGCUGGAGUAGAGACCAAAGGAAAGGCAAAGAACGCAGUCAUCAUGGGUAGGAACACCUGGGAGAGUAUCCCGCCGAAGUUCAGGCCACUCAAAGGGAGGAUCAAUGUCGUUGUGAGCAGGACGACGGGUGAGGAGAGGGAGAAGGAGCUGGGAAUAUCUGCCUCACAAGACGCCUACCUCGUCUCAUCCCUCCCCUCCGCCAUCUCACUCCUGCAAAGCUUCCCCUCCGCCUUUGCAGACACCAGCGAUGAGCCCUCUAAGCCCCUCCUUGCACGCACCUUCCUCAUCGGCGGUGCCCAAUUAUACGCCCAAGCACUACAAUCCCUCACAAGAUCCCAGGAGCUUGAUCAAGCAAAGAAUAAAGAAGACGCAGUGCUGGAUCGUAUGCUGAUCACUAGAUUGCUCGCGCCAGAGCACAACGAGUGCGACGUCUUCCUGCCAGAGUACAGGACCGCCUCGCAAAUUCAAGAAGACGCUACACUGCUCCCCUCUGCCUCGCAGCCAUCGGAGGCAGACCGAAACAGCAACGGGGCAGGAGGGCAAGAGCAGGAGCCUCUCGCUGAGGCUCAAUGGCACAAGGAGAGCCACGAGAUCCUCCAGCGAUUCCUCGGUCCGGAGAAGGUUCAAGCAGGGAUCGUCACAGAGGGUGAGGGGCAAAAGGAGACCAAGUAUGAAUUUCAGCUUUGGAGUCUGAAGGGCCAGUUGUGACGUGAUGAGAUACAAAUGGGAAGCGAUGCCCGGAAGGGAGGGAGUUGAGAAUAGGAUCGGUAUGGGUGGAUGAGACUGGGCAAGCAGUCCAGCCAACGAGAAAUGUACGAAUCUAGCACGGAAUCUCUUAUAUACAAGCAUUUUGACCAGUAAGACGAGGCGAUGCGAGAUCCGAGG
Messenger RNA from Microstroma glucosiphilum, 1395 nucleotides. RefSeq lists its product as hypothetical. The coding region runs from base 346 to 1218 and encodes 290 amino acids. Gene Ontology annotation, molecular function: NADP binding; dihydrofolate reductase activity. The transcript is spliced from 3 exons. Gene Ontology annotation, cellular component: mitochondrion. The record is from RefSeq and is a predicted model, not a curated record. NCBI's taxonomy places the organism in Eukaryota, Fungi, Basidiomycota, Exobasidiomycetes, Microstromatales, Microstromataceae. Gene Ontology annotation, biological process: tetrahydrofolate biosynthetic process; glycine biosynthetic process; folic acid metabolic process.